AUGCUAUCUAUUUUAUUGUUGACAACUAUGCUUACACGAUUACAAUUCAUUUAUUGCAAUAUGACAAUGUAUAGUUCUUCACAAAUUAAGAAAAUUUACGACAAAUUUCUCAUUAAAUAUCCUCGAGAUUUUGAUAAUGAUACGAUUAGCUAUCGGGAACGCUUAAAAAUUUUCCAAGAAAAUGUGCAUCUUAUAGAGAAAUCAAAUUAUGAAAAUAGUAGCGCAAAAUAUGAAAUUACCAAAUUUGCUGAUUGGGCUGAUGAGGAACUUGAUGCGUUCUCUGGACCACUUCGUGAACCACCGGAUCGUCAUAUUUUUCGCUACCAUGGUGCUGGUUGGAUUCAUAUAGUCUCAGAUGGUUCAUCAUAUCCAUCGCAUUGGGAUUGGAGGGAGAAAGGUGGUGUAACUGCCGUAAAAAAACAAUCAUAUAAAUGUAAUUCAUGUUAUGCAUAUGCAGUAACAGCAGUGAUAGAAUCAUUGUAUGCAAUUAAAUAUCAGCAAUAUAUUUCCAUAUCGGAAUAUGAAAUGCUUGAUUGUGAUUAUAACAACAAUGGUUGUAGGAGUGGUAGUAUCAUGAAAUCACUGGCACGUGGAAAAUAUAUUGGCUUCACCCAAACGAUGAAUUAUCCUACACUAUUGGGUAACAAUUAUUUUUGCCCAGCAUAUGGUGAAAUUUUUAUUAAUAAAUUAUAUCAGAUCGAUCCAGAUCCAAACGCAAUGGCUUGGUUUGUAGCAAAUGUAGCACCGAUUGCAUUGAAUCUUGCAUUUCCGAAACGGUACAAAUUUUACAAAUCUGGAGUACUACCGGACACCGAUGAAUGUUCGACAAUGGAGCCGAACCAUGCAGCUGAAGUGAUCGGUUAUGGUACCGAAAAUGGCAAGAAAUAUUGGUUACUUAAAAACAGUUGGGGUGAAUGGUGGGGUGACCAAGGCUUCUUCAAAAUGGAACGAGGUGUCAAUGCUUGCAAAGUUGAAACCUACGUAGCAUCGGCUGGCUUAUAA
Molecule: messenger RNA, 1002 nt
Organism: Brugia malayi
Lineage: Eukaryota; Metazoa; Nematoda; Chromadorea; Rhabditida; Onchocercidae
Product: Papain family cysteine protease containing protein
Exons: 7
Coding region: 1-1002 (333 amino acids)
Cellular component (GO): lysosome
Molecular function (GO): cysteine-type endopeptidase activity
Source: RefSeq, a predicted model, not a curated record